Messenger RNA from Trypanosoma conorhini, 1338 nucleotides. Its product is annotated as thiol transferase Tc52. The record is from RefSeq and is a predicted model, not a curated record. The coding region runs from base 1 to 1338 and encodes 445 amino acids. Gene Ontology annotation, cellular component: cytoplasm. The transcript has a single exon. Lineage: Eukaryota; Euglenozoa; Kinetoplastea; Trypanosomatida; Trypanosomatidae.
AUGCACACCCUAAAGCUUUUCAAGAGUAAGGUGUGCCCCUACUGCCAGCGCGUGGCAAUCGCUGCGAUGGAGAAAAAAGUCAAGCUGGAGGAAGUGGAGGUUCCUCACGGUGAGGACAUGCCGCAGUGGUACAAGGAGUUGAACCCACGGGAGACGGUCCCAACGCUGCAGUUGGAUGGAAAAAGAUGCGUGUUUGAGUCCGAUCUCAUUGCACAGUACAUUGACGGCAUUUCCUCUCCCGCACGGUCGCUUAUGGGGUCCACUACCUACCAACGGCACCGCGUGGAGUUCUUCCUGAGCCAGGUCGGUGAUCUUAUCAGGGCGUAUUUCACUCUCCUGAGAGACCCCUUCAAUGCGGAGAAGCGAAAGUCAGUGGAUGAAAAUACCAAGUAUAUUGAAGGCAUCUUUUCGGAGAACCAGGGAAAGGGGCCAUAUUUCCUUGAUGAAGCUAUUUCCAUGGCGGAUAUUAUCUUGAUUCCAUUCCUCGUCUGCUUCAAACCGGUGCUAAGUUACUUUUCUGGCUACGACAUCUUUCAAAAGGCUCCACGUAUAAAGGAAAUGUAUGUGGCGGCUUUGCAACGACCAUCUGUGAAGGAGACAAGCCCAAAACCGGAAGAGAUAAUUACUUACUUUAAGAGUAAGGUUCCAAAAUCGCACGUCACUUAUGAAUUGGCCCCAGGUUAUGUAUUGUUUUCUAAUAAAAUUUGUCCCUUUGCGGACCGCGCCCGUUUGGCAUGUGCCCUAAAGAAUGUUGAGUUGCCUACUUUUGAAGUUGAUUUGAAGGAUAUGCCCCCAUGGUACCCAUGGAUUAACUACCGUGAAACUGUGCCAACGCUGCUUACACCGCAGGGCACCUACGUUCAUGAGUCUCAACUUGUUGUCCAUUAUAUUGAUGAAGAGUUCGCACAUUAUGAGCCCACACUUCUUCCCAAGGAUGCUGAAGAAGCAUACUUUGUCAGGUACGUGGAAUCUAAUGUGGGCUACUUCGUUGGCGCAAUGUUUUCUCUCUUGCGGGAUCCAAAGGACAAGGAGGCGAAAGAAGAGCUUGAAUGGGCGGCUGGGGAGCUCGAAAAAUCGCUGGCGGAGCAUCGUUUUGGGUUGGGUCCCUUCUUUGGUGGGGCCACCAUGAACGCUGCCGACGUCUCCCUUCUGCCCAUGCUGGUGCGUGUGAAGGCCUGCACGCCGGCUAUGACAGACGGCUAUGACUUGUUCGCAAAGUUCCAACUCUUGUCUAUCAACUUGGAGGCGGGUCUGAAGACGAUCGCCGGCAAGCAGGUCUUUUUGCCGCUCCCGGAAUACUUGAAGGCAUUCCAGGCUAAGUUUGCCCGUUCUUCGUGA